GAGCAACUUCGGGAUUUUCCGCUGCGCUGGGCUGGCAGGUGGCGGAGCUGAGGGGGCGGGGCAGAGCCCCCGGCGCUCGGCGGUGGGUGAAUAAUUCGUGGCCGUUCCUGCGGUAACGGUAAGCGGCCUCGUUCAGCCCAGGCCGGCCGCUGUUGCCCGCUCCCGACGCCGGCGUGUGAGGAGCCUCAGCUCGCGGCAGGCGAAGCGAGGUUUUUCUCUUUUGCCUGUUGCUGUGUGCGGGACCCACACAUAAAAGGAAACAAGAAAUAAUUAAAUACACAGAACACUGUCAACUACACAAGUUCUGCAGGUGAUGAAAACAUGGCAGCCAUUAAUGUUGGAAGGGAACAAGUCACUAGAGACCCAGAUCGCUGUGACAUCCCUUACUAUGUAGCUGAAUUUGUUGAAAGAGAAGUUGGAACUGACCUUAAUUGUCUAAGAAAACUUGGCAAACUUAUAGAGGAGCUAUCAGAAAAUAAAAAGCAAUUAGAGGAACAGGUACUUACAGUUUCAUCAGAAGUCCCCAAAAGAAUUCAGAAUGCCUUAAAGAAUGCGGAGGAUUCUAAGAAGUCUCUUAGUCAGCUCCUGGAGGAAGAAACUGUUUUAUUUGAUUCAAUUAAUAGCCACCUAUUGACAGCCCAGCCAUGGAUGGAGGAUCUUGGUGUACUGAUUAGUCAAAUAGAAGAGGUUGAACGACACCUUGCUUAUCUAAAAUGGAUUUCACAAAUAGAAGAGUUAAGUGAUAAUAUUCAGCAGUAUCUCAUGACCAACAAUGUGCCAGAGGCAGCUACUACUCUGGCAUCCAUGGCAGAAUUGGAUAUUAAGCUUCAGGAGUCGUCUUGUUCUCAUCUUCUUACUUUUGUGAGGUCUACUGUUAAGUUCUGGCAUAAAAUUCUUAAGGACAAACUGUCAAGUGAUUUUGAGGAAAUAUUAACUCACCUUCAUUGGCCAUUUGUUGGGCCACCACAGUCUCAGGUUUUUGGCCUUGCUGCACCGGCUAAUGUUCCAGAAAUAUAUAAUAAUUUGGAGACUCUGUUUUCUCAGCUUCUGAAAUUGCAAACAUCAGAUGAAUUACUAACUAAACCAAAACAACUGCCAGAGAAGUAUUCUCUGCCUCCAUCACCACCUAUUAUCCUUCCAAUGCAAAUCAUGCUGAACUCUCUUCAGAAAAGAUUCAAGUAUCAUUUUACUGGGAAUAGACAAACUAAUGUUUUAAGCAAGCCUGAGUGGUACCUAACCCAGGUACUCAUGUGGAUUGGAAAUCAUGCAAAAUUCCUCGACGAUAAAAUCCAGCCAAUAUUGGACAAGGCAGGCUCUUCAGUCAAUGCAAGGCUUGAAUUUUCCCGUGCUCUAGUAAUGCUGAUUUUGGAGAAGUUGGCUGCUGAUAUCCCUUGCCUAUUGUAUGACGAUAAUCUCUUUUGUCAUCUCGUGGAUGAGGUGCUUCUGUUUGAAAGAGAGCUAUACGCUACUCAUGGAUAUCUCAGCAGCUUUCCCAGUUGCAUGCAUAUUCUGUCAGAAGAAACCUGUUUUCAAAGGUGGCUAACUGUGGAAAGAAAAUUUGCUCUUCAAAAGAUGGACUCUAUACUUUCAUCUGAAGCUGCCUGGGUAUCGCAAUAUAAAGAUAUCACUGAUGUAGAUGAAAUGAAAGUCCCAGACUGUGCUGAAACUUUUACAACUCUGUUACAGGUUAUCACAGACAGGUAUAAGAAUCUUCCUACAGCAUCUAGAAAACUACAGUUCUUGGAGUUACAAAAAGACUUAGUUGAUGACUUCAGAAUCCGGUUAACUCAAGUUAUGAAGGAAGAGACUAGAGCUUCUUUAGCCUUCCGUUAUUGUGCCAUUCUUAAUGCUGUUAACUAUAUAGCAACAGUAUUAGCAGACUGGGCUGACAAUGUUUUCUUCUUGGAGCUUCAGCAGGCUGCGCUGGAGGUUUGUGCAGACAGUAAUGCUCUCAGUAAGCUACAGCUAGGACAGUUAGCUUGUAUGGAAAGCUCUGUCUUUGAUGACAUGAUUAACCUCCUAGAACGCCUAAAACAUGAUAUGUUGACCCGCCAAGUAGACCAUGUCUUCAGGGAGGUCAAAGAUGCUGCAAAACUGUACAAAAAAGAGAGGUGGUUAUCUUUGCCAUCCCAGGCAGAGCAGGCAGUAAUGUCCUUAUCCAGUACAGCUUGCCCACUGUUGUUGACAUUAAGAGAUCGUUUGCUGCAGUUAGAACAGCAGCUCUGUUACUCGCUGUUCAAAAUCUUCUGGCAAAUGCUUGCAGAGAAAGUGGAUAUGUUCAUCUAUCAAGAGGUAAUUCUGGCUAAUCACUUCAAUGAAGGAGGAGCAGCACAACUUCAGUUUGAUAUGACUAGGAAUCUUUUCCCUUUAUUUUCCCACUAUUGCAAAAGGCCAGAAAAUUAUUUCAAACAUAUAAAAGAAGCCUGCAUUAUCUUGAAUCUAAAUGUUGGCUCUGCCCUCCUUUUGAAAGAUGCACUACAUUCAGCCUCAGAAAAUGGAACCAUCUUGGAUCCGAACCAGCCCUCUGCUACUGCAGUGUUAAAUGAACUUGGAGUUUACAAAUUAGCUCAACAGGAUGUUGAGAUUUUACUUAAUUUGAGAACAAACUGGCCUAAUAUAGGAAAAUAAGUAAAGAUCUUCAAGGAAAAUGGUUAGAAGUAAAAUAUCUGUUCCAGGUUAUUUAUCUGAAUAAAAGUGAAGUCAAGCUAU
Messenger RNA from Trachemys scripta elegans, 2709 nucleotides. RefSeq names its product RAD50 interactor 1 (gene RINT1). Gene Ontology annotation, biological process: regulation of ER to Golgi vesicle-mediated transport; endoplasmic reticulum to Golgi vesicle-mediated transport; retrograde vesicle-mediated transport, Golgi to endoplasmic reticulum. Gene Ontology annotation, cellular component: Dsl1/NZR complex. Bases 322 to 2628 code for a protein of 768 amino acids. The record is from RefSeq and is a predicted model, not a curated record. The transcript has 15 exons. NCBI's taxonomy places the organism in Eukaryota, Metazoa, Chordata, Testudines, Emydidae.